Molecule: messenger RNA, 360 nt
Organism: Saprolegnia parasitica CBS 223.65
Lineage: Eukaryota; Oomycota; Saprolegniomycetes; Saprolegniales; Saprolegniaceae
Exons: 3
Coding region: 1-360 (119 amino acids)
Source: RefSeq, a predicted model, not a curated record
AUGAGUCUGACCCCACUCACGCCGCUGGGCAGCAGCAAACUGCCUCUUGGCGUGCCGUCCAGCCCACCGAAGCUCGCAACGCUUCAAAGUCCUGCGCUCAGUGGAACCUUUGGCCAACCCGAGUCGCCAAAGAAGCUCCUCAGCGCCGUGCAGCCGUCAGCGCUGGCGUCCUUCGCGCAGAGAGAAGCCUCGCGCAGCCCAGCAGCGUCGUCACUCAACAAGUACGCGACCUUGGCGGCACCCAAGACGUCGGACGUCGAAGAGGAAACGCCAGCGCAGAAGGGCCCGUCCUCGAUGUAUUGGACACGUCGGGGCAAGUACCACUGGGCUACGCAGCCCGACGCGGUCAGCGGGAUGUGA